CUGCACUGUGUGAAUGAAAUAUUUGUCUCAUCCAAGUCGAUAAACUGGGCAGUCUGGUUCCAAGCCCUAGUAUUGUUCACUUUGGCCGAUGCCCAUUCUCUCUUCCUUUCUCUUCUUUCCCUCUUCUUUGUCUGCCGCCUGCAUCCUCAAGUAAUAUACAAUGGCAGCCAUAGAGCAUAGAAAUAUAGACCUGUGGUCGACAGAUCCGUUUCGUCAGGUGGAAUUCCUCAACGAACCGCAGGACAACUACUUCGAAGACGCAAUCUCCGCCGCUGAUGAUGUCGAGACAGAAAUACCUGCUUCUCGAGCCCAGGUCCAGAUCCUCCAAGACGAUACACUGCAAUGGUGUCAAAUCAGCCUCGUGCUUCCACGAAGCCCACCGCCCACUCUUGACCAGAUCCAAUGGACUUGGAAGGCUCUUACCUCCCAUCAUGCGUGCCUGCGGACUGUGCUCCAUGUCGAUACACAGUCAGGGAACGUCUACCAGCGCGUUCUUCUGCGAGGCUCCCAGGUCGAAGCGAUAGAGGAUCCCACCUGGACUCCACAGUCAUCUGUUCCUUCAACUCCAGGAGUGUGUGGAAUGCUCACUGGCGACCAGGCACGAUUGACAGUGUAUCGGUACCCCUUAUCGCCGCACCAUCGGGUGACGCUUCAUGUGCACCGUGCUAUGGUGGAUAGUAGCUCGCUUAGCCUUAUCAAACGCGACUUCGCUUUGUUAUACUGUGGACUGCCCCUACCAGAGCGCACCCCUCUGACAUACUACUUAAAGCAGCACCUGGAGUCCAAGGAUGAAGCUAUCAGCCGGGCCUUCUGGAGUCAAACCCUGAACGAUAUCCCCGCUGGUACGCAUUAUGCUGCGCUUUCACCUAAUGCUGGCAGCCGGCGGGCUACCAUUUCGAUGACAUUAGGCGAGAACUGUGCUACAGGACUAGCACGAUUGGAAGUGGAAUGUGGGUGGCCCCGUCUUCUCCUUUUUGAAGCCCUGUGGGCAACCGUCCUUCACUAUCACUCUGGCUCUCGCGAUGUCAUUUUCGCUGGAGUUCGCCGGGAUGCUGGCUUUCCUGGCGUGGACACAUGCGUUGGCUUCCUGGACCAGACGUAUCCAGUCUGCGUCUCAGUGGAACCAAAUGAGACGUUCAGCAAGCUGUUCACCAAGCUGUGCGAUUACCAUGCAUCCGCUUCGUCUCACGCAUACCUUGGUUAUAAAGAGAUCACCAGAGGCCUGCCUAAGCCUGUCAACACUGUGAUCACAUACUCGCCCGGCCUUAACGGUCCUACAACGGCUGGGCAGCUUAUGGGAUUUCCUAUGGCGGUAUUCAUCACUGGCACUACCCCGGUACAGAUUACCUGCUGUUACAGCAGUGAGAUCCCCAGUGCCGACGCUGAGGUUGUGUUGCAGCACUUUGCCCAAGCCAUAUCCAGCGCCGUCCGAAAAUUCUAUCUCCCUCACUCCCUCGUCGGCCACAUCGAAUUGGCCUCUGAGGAAGAGAAGAUGAGCCUCAUCCGUGGUGCAAUGCAGACAUCUCGAACGGGGCAUCGACCAUAUUCUACCAUCGUCGAGCUUUUCGAACAACAAGCUUCACGGAUACCGGAUUCGGAUGCAGUGCAGUUCGAGGACGAAAAAGCCAUCACAUUUGGCGAGUUGGACGUCCAGGCCAACCAGCUCGCUCGACUUCUGGGGUUGGUACGCGGCGAAAUAAUUGCUGUCUUGAUCGACCGCUCAACCACUCUAAUAGUGACGAUAUUGGCUAUUCUCAAGGCCGGGGCUGCAUACACAAUCCUUGAUCCCGAUGGUUCAGUGGACCGUAAUCGUCAGAUUGUUGAGAGCUGUGACGCGCCGCUGGUGCUGGCCAAUCGUGUCUAUUGUGGUAGCAUGCCCAAGGCGCAGCCUAUCGAGGAUUGUCUUUAUAACUCGACAACCCUGGAUGGAUCGAAGCUCGCGCUGGAUCUGCAGCCAGAGGAGCGUUGCUACGUUAUUUAUACAUCUGGAUCUACCGGCGUCCCAAAGGGCGUUGUUAUAUCCCACGGAGCUGCAGCGACUGGCAUGCAGUAUCAUUCCCUGAAUGGGCUUCAACGAUGGCUUCUCUUUUAUAGCCCUACCUUCUCUGCGGCCCAGCGAACCAUGUUGUCUACUCUCAUUCACGGCGGCACGCUGCUCCUUUGCAGCAAACAGAAACUCAUGACUUCACUUGCAGUGGUGUUAAACCAGAUGCGAGUGGAAGCCCUUGGGAUUACGCCGUCCGCCCUAUCCAUCCUCGAGCCGAAACAAAUCCCAGAUGUCAAGCAGAUCACCCUGGUUGGAGAAAGGAUACCCCAUGAACUCGUUGAUAUCUGGUCGGACAAGGUGCAUUUGCGCAAUACCUACGGCCUCAGCGAGUGCACCCAACUGAACUUCAGCAACACGCUAAAUGCCGGAGGCAACCCAAGGAUUCUAGGACGCCCGCUGGAUACAACGCAAGCAUACGUACUGCAACCCAGCACAACGGACCUAUCCCCCAUUGGUGUGAUGGGCGAGCUCUGCCUGGCCGGACCACAGCUCGCCUCGGGCUAUCUCAAGGACAUUGAGCAGACGGACAGGGUCUUUAUCCCGAAUCCAUUCGGCACUGGAAGGCUUUACCGCACGGGAGACGUGGCUCGCGCUCUAGCUGAUGGCUCGUUCGAGAUUAUCGGCCGCAUCGACUUCCAAGUCAAGAUCAACGGCCAGAAGGUGAACCCAGCUGAGAUCGAUGCCGCGCUCGUUCAGCACGACGAUGUCGUCAGCUGCGCAACAGUCGCGCUCACCCACUCCGGUGGACUGCGCCUGGUAUCCGCCAUCGUCCUGAAACCUGGAUCAUCGUGGUCUGCUGUGCUCCCAUCGUUGCGGCAGCAUGCCUCGAAGGCACUCCCGAGCUACAUGGUACCUUCGUUCUGGAUGCCGUUGGACGCGCUGCCCAUGACGAGUAAUGGCAAAACGGACAUCAAGAAACUAGAAAGAAUGGCUGAAGAGCUAGGCGUCGCAGGCUUCGCACAACUGGACGCGGCUGACCAGGGAUCGAACAGCAGGCUUCUGGACGAAGUCGAGGUUAAGAUCGCGGGCGUAUGGUCUCAAGUUCUGGGGCUGCGUAAACGCUUCCUGGUUCUGGAACUGACCACUCUGCUCGACGACACUUCCCUAGAGGAGGCAGCAGCUCUUGCGAAUCAUCAGGACAGUGAGGCUGCAGGCGAUGAUCCAGAUCCUUUCUCACUCAUCGACGAAUCCCAUGAGCUAGUUAAACAGGGAAGUGCUGUUGACGCUUACCCAGCAACGCCCGUGCAGGAAAGCAUCCUGGCAGCAUCGCUGCAGCUGGACGACGACCACUAUGCGUAUCAGCGGGUCUGGGAUGUGUCUGGGCUGGACAAGGGGCAGCUUCGCACAAGUUUCGAGACUGUAUUUGCCAGAAGCGACAUUCUGCGGACAUCAUUCACACCGCGUAAGCGUGGAUUCAUGCAGCUUCUGCGCGCGGACUUGGCCCUGCCCUGGGUAGAGCUGGACCAGGAACUUGAUGCGUAUCUUGCCGCGGACAAAAAGCAAAGACUCUCGAUAUCCGGGCCCAUGGUCCGCAUUGCCCUUCUCUCUGAAAGGUUCCUGGUAGUCACCAUGCACCAUGCGCUGUUUGACUUUUGGUCGCAUCGAUUCCUGUACGACGACGUUGCUGCCGUCUACCGUGGGAUGACUCUGCUGCCCAGACCCCCGUUCAAGCGUUUUGUCAAACACAUAGAAGGGCUGGAUAGGAGCCAGAAUGACGGGUUCUGGAAGAGCUAUCUGUCCAACGUUGAACCUACGCAGCUUAACACCGCUCCCGUGGAGGAGACCAGCACGCUCUCGCAGACUCUACCAUUUGACCUGCGCAAGGCAUUGCAGCCCCAUGGUAUCUCAGCCGCUACGGCAAUUUAUACCGCAUGGGCCCUGGUUCUUUCCAAAAGGACGGGCAGCCAGGAUGUAUUGUUUGCGACGACACUCUCUGGCCGCGAGACAGCCGUGCUGGACGUGGACCGACUUGACGGGCCGACACUCACACUGGCGCCGCAACGAGUAUCCGUGAGCCCAGAGGACUCGCUGCUGGGCCUGAUGCGCAGUGUUGGCAAGGGACUGCUGCAAGUCAUCCGAUACAGUCCGCAUGGCAUGAGAAAUGCCCUCGCGGCCGCGCAGCUCCGUCCGGACUGUAUGGACACGAUGGUCAACAUCCUCAUAUCUCCCGAUGACCAAAACAGCGAAACAGAACAGGUUUUCCGACCUGUUGGCCCACGGCCGGUGUGGCAGUCUGAAUUCACCACUCUCGAAAUCACGGACGUCGGAGGCCAGACCAGCGUGAUGCUGACGGGGAAGAUGGAGCAGCGACAUGCGCAGUUCGUCCUCGAUUCAUUCUGUCAUACCAUCGAGGCCAUUGCCCAACAUCCGGGUCAGGCUGUCGAGACACUCGCCGUGAUGGGCGACAGUGAACGAGACUUCUUGUCCAACGAUCUAUCGAACCGGGCGACACUUCAUAUCCCGACACAAGAGCUGUUGCACGCUGCCUUCGAAAGACACGCCGUUCAAUCGCCGGACGCCAUUGCCAUUGACUGGGAUGGAGAGAAACAGGUUACAUAUGCGCAGCUUGACCGAAUGGCGAACCAGAUGGCGCAUCUGCUCACGCAGGGCUUCCAUGUCGCGGUCGGUGAUAUCGUGCCCUUGAUGCUGGACAAGUCCAUCAACACCGUAGUCGCUCUUCUCGGUGUGAUGAAGGCUGGUGCAGCGUAUGUGCCACUGAGUCCUGAUAACCCGUCAGAUCGUAAUUCCUUUAUCAUCAACGAGGUCCAGGCCAAAAUGAUCAUUACCGAGACCCAGCACUCGGCGACGAUCGGGGUAGACGGCAUCACGCGGCUGUAUGUCGACGAGGUACAGCUGGCCGACUUCCCAUUUGAUCGCCCCAACAUCGACAUCUCCCCCGACUGUCUUGCAUAUUUGAUAUACACAUCCGGCAGCACAGGUAUGCCCAAAGGCGUCAAGGUCCCUCAUCGAGCCGCAGCAGCAGCCGUUGUGAGCAUGGCCCAUGUCGAGGGUCGCCACCACGGGGAAUGGCGGACACUGCAGUUCGCCAACUACGUGUUCGAUGCAUCAGUGCAGGACUUUUUCAACACGCUCAGCACCGCAGGGACGCUGUGCAUGGGCCCAACAGACAAGGUGCAGUCCGACCUACCGGGUGCCAUCCAGACCAUGGCGGCGCGCCAGUCAAUCCUCACUCCGACAGUGGCCCAGCUCCUCAAUCCUGAGGAUGUGCCUGGAUUGGAGACUCUGAUCGUCGGAGGUGAGCCCCUGACCAAAGCCGUCAUCGAGAAGUGGCUCCCAUAUUCGCGGAUCCUGAAUGUUUACGGGCCUACCGAGACGUCAAUGGUGGUUUCGACCAAGGCUGUCACCACCGCGGAACGGCCUAAUAAUAUCGGUGCACCGUUUCCAACGGUAAUGGCAUUUAUUCUACAGCCCGAUGGACUUGACCUUGUGCCGUAUGGAGCUCCUGGAGAGCUGUGCAUUGCAGGCCCGCAAGUCACAGACGGAUACCUGGCUCGAGAUGAGCUUACUGAUUCUGUUUUUCUACGCAACGAGCUGUUGAAAGUGGACCGGAUGUAUCGCACCGGGGACCUGGCCCGUUGGCUCCCCGGGGGUGAAAUCGAGUGUCUGGGCCGCAAGGACAACCAGGUCAAGAUCCACGGGCACCGGAUCGAACUGGGAGAAAUCGAGCAAGCCAUUCUACAGGCUGGGAUGGUGCAGAACACAGUGGUAAUCCCAUUGAAAGUGAAUGGGAAACCGCAGCUGGGGGCCUUCUGCAUCUUCAAACCGUCCCAGUCCACCGAAAUCCAAAAUGCUGCGCAAUACCGCGACUUGAUCAGCCAGCUCCGGGGCCAGCUGACAAUGCUGCCUUCAUACAUGAUUCCAAAAUAUGCUUUCCCCCUGGGGGAUCUACCCAAGCUGCCGUCGCGGAAAACAGACCGCAAAGCCCUAAAAGCACAGGUGGAGGCAAUGGACGCCCUGCAGCUGAACCAAUACAGCCUCGAGUGCGAAGUGACCAGCCACGAGGUUAGUCCGGUUGAGACAGAUGCAGAGAUUGCAUUGGAGGAGCUGUGGUCCAAGGUGCUUGCCGUUGCUCCCGAGAGUAUAGGUAAAAGGGCCAAUUUCCUGGCGCUUGGUGGUGACUCUAUCGCGGCCAUUAGUCUGGCCAGUCUGGCUCGCGGAGCGGGCUACACCCUCAGCGUGAAGAAUAUCUUGAAGGCUCCGAGAUUGGACGCAAUGGCCAUCACUAUGCAAACGGCUGAUUCUCCAGCUACUACUGUACUGAGGGUGUUUGAGACCCCCUUGUCCGUGACCCAGGCUGUGCAGGAGGCUGAACUACGCUCCGAUGACGUUGACUACGUAUAUCCUGCGCCCCCCGGCCAAGUCGAGUUUCUAGAGCAGGGCCACCGGCCAGAGCAGAUGUGGGUGCUCAUGGCAGCCCGCCGGAUGCCGGUUGAUUUCGACCACGCCAGCUGGGUUAACGCCACGACCAAGAUGACACAGCUGGAUGAUAUCCUUCGUACAUCGUGGCUCCGAGUCUCCAAUGUCGAAUGGUACGGGGUCGUGCUGAAGCAGGCUUCUCCCAACAUCGUUGUCGCUCCCUGUGGAGACGACGGGGAACGGGAGCAGUUCCUCGAACGGUUCUGGGAACAGAGAUUCGCAUUCGGAGAACCAUUUAUCAAAUAUGCAAUCCUUACAUACCCAGACCAGACCUGUGAAGUCGUGAUCAAGAUGGAUCACGCCGUGUACGACGGCACCCUCCUCCGCAUUUUCGACGACCAUUUCUCUGCCCUCAGUCGCGGAGUUCAGGUCCCAGAGCACGGCCAGUUCCGUGACUUUGCUUUCAGCAUGUACCAGUCGGACCGAGAGACAACGAGAGAUUUCUGGAAAAAGACACUAGCUGGCAAAUGCAACCGCUUCCCAGAAUGCGAGACGCCCAGGAUCACAGCCUCGAUCAAAAAGCUCAUCUCGACUGACUUGGACACUAUAGCCCGCGCGACAGGAGUUACCAUCCCCAUUGUCUUCCAGGCCGCAUAUCAACUAUGGCUCAGCCAAACCACUGGAACGCCGGAUGUGAGCUUUGACUACCUGCUUAGCGGACGCAACGUCGACUUGGGCGCGAUCGACCCGCAGACAGUCAACGGUACGCUUGCCAACUUCCUGCCGGUGCGUAGCCUUGUAUCGCCAUCGAUUACGCUCGAUGAUUACCUGCAAGAGACACAGGACAUGUUCUGGGCGAUAACGGAGAACGGCAACAUUGGGCUGGACGAGAUCUACUCGGCGGCAGGCGUCUCACGGCACGCAGCGGGGAACCGAUCGUUGUUCCUUUUCCAGCCUUUUGAGCCCAGCACCAAGAGCACCAGCGAGAGCGAGAAUCUCCGCUGGCUGGUCAUGGCCAAGUCUCAGGUUCGCAUGUUCCAGCCGUACGGCCUGGUUGUUGAGGUUGCGAGGGCACUUGACAGCCAGCAUCGAUUAACAGUCAUGUACGACCAGGAGGUGUUUAACGCGGACCAGGCCACCAAUAUUGCGGAGCAUAUCAUGUACGUUGUGGAGAUAAUUGCGGAGUAUGCAAAUAAUCCCCGGAUCAGCCUGCAGAAAGUUCUUCACGCGUCCAGCCAGAGGUAG
Molecule: messenger RNA, 7669 nt
Organism: Aspergillus versicolor CBS 583.65
Lineage: Eukaryota; Fungi; Ascomycota; Eurotiomycetes; Eurotiales; Aspergillaceae
Gene: sidE
Product: nonribosomal peptide synthase SidE
Exons: 5
Coding region: 161-7669 (2502 amino acids)
Biological process (GO): amino acid activation for nonribosomal peptide biosynthetic process; secondary metabolite biosynthetic process
Cellular component (GO): cytoplasm
Molecular function (GO): phosphopantetheine binding; catalytic activity
Source: RefSeq, a predicted model, not a curated record